CGGGUUGCCGAAAAGAAUUGGAUUAAAAAAAAAGAAAGCAAGAGCAGUGGAUGUCCGGGUGUUGAUCUGUAGGAUGGACGACCACAAAGGAAAGGUGUUUCUAAUCACCGGUGCCAGCUCUGGUAUUGGGGAGGGCAUUGCCGUCCUUCUCGCAAAGUGCGGAGCAAGUUUGUCAUUGACGGGAAGAAAUGAGGUCAAGUUAGAGACUGUAAAGGAAAAAUGUCUGAAGGAGGGAUUAUCUUCGGAGAAAACACUGUUUUCCGUGGGUGACAUUACAUCCAGAGAUUAUAGAAGAUCAUUAGUGGAUCAAACAAUAAAACAGUUUGGAAAGCUUGAUGUUCUGGUAAAUAAUGCUGGAAUGAUGAAGUCCGUGGAUAUAUCAAUGGAAACAGAAGAACACUUUGAUGAAAUUAUGAACGUCAACAUAAAGUCGGCAUACUUCCUUACCCAACUAGCUAUACCACAUUUGAAGGCUACGAAGGGCUGCAUCAUCAACAAUUCAAGUGUACUUUCAACCACUGUCCUCCCGGGUAUAUCUGGAGUUUGUUCUUACUGUAUGUCCAAAGGAGCAAUGGAUGCAUUCACCAGAAAUUUAGCUAUUGAAUUAGCACCCUUUGGAAUUCGGGCAAAUAGCGUAAGACCAGGAGUUACAAGAAGUUAUCUCCAGAGACAUAAUAUAACAGACGAAGAAUUACUAAAUAAGGUGAUGGCAACAUUUGAAAAAGCAAAUCCUUCUGGACGGAAUGGUGAGCCGGAAGAUGUUGCCAAUGCUGUUUCAUUUUUGGCCUCUGACAAAUCAUCAUAUAUAACUGGACAGGACAUUGUUAUUGAUGGCGGACGUUUUAUUCGAUAUUAGUUACAUUGCUUUCACAAUAUUAUGCCACGAAUGCUUCACAUUGAAUUCUACUUAUGUUACAAAAUACGCAAACUAUUCUUUUUAUAGCACUGAAUUUGCACCAUUGAAAUUCGUGUAUAGAAUAAUUAAUUCAGCUCAGAUAUAUACUGUAUGUACAUUUAGUGUUAAUUUGUUUUACUCGUUUGAUUUCUAAUACUUACUAUUCUUCAUUUUGGAAACUCCUACACAUUGUGCUCUAAGGAGAGAUUACUGACUUUAAAGAAGAGGCCUAAGGGCCUUAACGUUCACCUGAGUAUAAUGUAACACUAUAAAGGAUCCAUAGUUCGAAUAUGAGAUAAGCUGAUAUAUGAAGCUGUGUUGCCCAAAAGCAAGAGACAUAGGAUAAAUAGGGAUCAGCAAAAUAAUUAAUUUAAUGCCCAGUCACAAAUUCUCAACUUUGGAAGAAGCACUCAUUAUCAUCAUAACCAUACCCUUAUUUUAUUUGCUUAAUACCUAGAAGCAUAGAAGAUUUUCAGAGAAUGCACUGUCAUUAUAAAAUUAAUAGAGCCCCGUCCUAACACCAGAUCCCCAGACCCAGGGGCUAUGAAAUUCACAAUUUUGGAAGAGGCAUCCUUGAUUAUUACAACUAUUUAUUUGGUUUGUUUGCUUUAUACACAGGGGCAGAGAAAAUUUUCAAAGAAAUAAUGCAUUUCGAUAUAUAUAAUGAAAGAGCACUUCGUCGAGUGCCGUGAUGGGAAUGUCGUAUGUUUAAACCCCAUCCGCGACUGACCUAAGUCGAUAAAAAAAGGUAGCAUCUGUUCCCACACCAAGUGCUCGGCAUUUUGAAAUGAAGUUUCGGUUCUUUCGGAUGAGACCUUAAAAACCGAGGCCCCUUUUCAAGGCAGGCGUUGGCACGAUAAAUAUCCCUCACUGCCUAAUGGCCCUGAGUGCCGAAGAAAGGUCUAAAUUUGAAACCCUUCAUCGGUAUAUGGUGCCGUCUCUAUAUGAGUGAAAAAUUCUCGAAAGGAAAAUUCUAUGAAAGGACAACAUAGAAUUUAUCAAUCAGUCAAUCAAAGAGCAUUCCCCUCUUCCACAGAACCCUUGAGGCCAAAAGUUUCACAAUUUUGAAAGAGGCACACUUGAUCAUAUUAGACAUGCACUUAGAUUAUCGACUUUAUUUAAGGAAUGAAUUUAAUAGUUAUCUAAGUUAUAUUGUUUAACCUGGGUUGGGCCACUUUAUGCUUUACAAACUGAGUAGCAGUUAAUGAAAAAAUCAUAAACUGUUCCAGUCCAGGUUAUACCAGUAUAAUUAACUUGGUUAGCGUUUAAAUUCACCCCUUAUGAUUUAAUUUUCCAUCAUUAAGUGUAGAAAUUAAGACAAUUUCAAUUUCAAAAAUGUCUUCAAAGACAAGAUAUUUUUUGAUGCAAUUUGAUAAAAGUGUUGUGUAAAUACACAUCUGACAAAAAUAUUGAAAGCCACUGAACAAAACACCCAGUUAUAUUAAAGUGAAGUUAAUUAUAUAAGCAAGUUGACCACUGGUAAUUAAUUAAAAAGGAUAUAUAUAUGUACAUAUUUGGAAAAGUUAAUACUUCUAACAAAAUUAACAUUAUUAAUACUUUUGUGAUUGAUUAAUGAUAGUUAUAUCCAUAUUUCAUAUUAGAAUUGAUAACAGUAUCAUCGGACCAUUUGGAAAAAUAAUGCUUUUGAACAAUAUGCUACGUUGAAUAUAAUAAUUUAACAUUUAGGCUUACAAUUACAAUGGAUUUACUUGAAAAUUAAGCUUGAUAUAUAUUCAUUAAACAUCGGAGUGAAGAAUGUAAAUGAUUGUUUGCUUUUUUACCUCUUUUUUUAUUCAUAUUAAAGUUAUGUUUAAGCUGCUGCUAAAAGAGGUAUUGAGAGUAUAAAGGUAUAAAGAGUAAAAGAUGAUGUUAAGCUAUAGUUUUUCUAUAACAAUACAACACCAUCAUUUGGUUUAAAAUUAAGUGCUUAAUUCAGAAGAUAAAUUUAGAAAGGAAUAAAUAUGAAAGUGAAACUAAUUUUAACUUGUAAGGUUAUGGACACAUCUUUCUUUUAUAGUGUCCUUCACUAUGUU
Messenger RNA from Saccostrea echinata, 2928 nucleotides. RefSeq names its product 3-oxoacyl-[acyl-carrier-protein] reductase FabG-like. Bases 74 to 856 code for a protein of 260 amino acids. The transcript is spliced from 10 exons. NCBI's taxonomy places the organism in Eukaryota, Metazoa, Mollusca, Bivalvia, Ostreida, Ostreidae. Gene Ontology annotation, molecular function: oxidoreductase activity. The record is from RefSeq and is a predicted model, not a curated record.